Molecule: messenger RNA, 3655 nt
Organism: Hevea brasiliensis (rubber tree)
Lineage: Eukaryota; Viridiplantae; Streptophyta; Magnoliopsida; Malpighiales; Euphorbiaceae
Product: exportin-T
Exons: 15
Coding region: 302-3277 (991 amino acids)
Biological process (GO): tRNA re-export from nucleus
Cellular component (GO): cytoplasm; nuclear pore; nuclear matrix
Molecular function (GO): tRNA binding; small GTPase binding
Source: RefSeq, a predicted model, not a curated record
CGUUUCCACAUGUUUUCUCAAUUUCUCUCCUAUGUCAAGCCGCCAAACUAUAAAUUAAUCACGCCCCCCCCCCCCCCUACUCCUAGGAUUUUCGUCAUCUCUAUCCAAAAACCUUGCCCCUAAACUCUUUCAAACCAUUCGUACAUUAUAUUAAGAUCUCUCAACUUACUAAAGAGGUAAGCUUUUUCUAAACUCUUCAACCCAAUCACUCCAACUAAUACAACCCCCUCACAUAUUUUCAAUACCCUCUACUAAAAGAAACUAUUUAUUGGGUUUUCAGCUUCAACUGCUACUUUAAUCAAUGGAUGAUCUUGAAAAAGCAAUACUUAUAAGUUUUGAUGAAUCGGGCACUAUAGAUUCUGCUUUAAAAUCGCAAGCAGUUUCUUUCUGUCAGCAAAUUAAGGAAAACCAGACAAUAUGUAGGAUAUGUAUUGAGAAAUUGUGUUUUUGCAAUCUUAUUCAAGUUCAAUUUUGGUGUUUACAGACUUUACAUGAGGUUAUUAGGGUUAAGUACGCUCUGUUAAGUUUGGAAGAGAAGGAUUUUGUCAGGAAAUCAGUGUUUUCCAUGUGCUGUUUUGACUUGAUUGAUGAUACCAAUGCUAUUAGGGUUUUAGAGGGUCCUGCAUUUAUAAAGAACAAGCUUGCUCAGGUUUUGGUUACCUUGAUUUAUUUUGAGUACCCAGUAAUUUGGUCCUCAGUGUUUGUUGAUUUUUUGCUUCAUUUAAGUAAAGGGGCUAUAGUCAUUGAUAUGUUUUGUCGUGUUUUGAAUGCAUUGGAUGAUGAAUUAAUUAGUUUAGAUUACCCUCGGACCCCUGAGGAGUUAGGGGUGGCAGGGCAGGUUAAGGAUGCAAUGAGGCAGCAAUGUGUGGGUCAGAUAGUGAGAGCAUGGUUUGACAUUGUAUCUAUGUAUAGGAAUUCUGAUCCAGAAUUGUGUUCUAGCGUCUUAGAAUCUAUGCGCCGGUAUAUUUCAUGGAUUGAUAUUGGGUUGAUAGUGAAUGAUGUGUUUGUUCCAUUGUUAUUCGAGUUGAUACUGGUUGAUGGGGAAUUUGAGCAGCUUCAGGGUGCAGCUGCUGGGUGUGUUUUGGCAGUGGUUACUAAGCGGAUGGAUCCGCAGUCAAAGUUAACAAUAUUGCAGAGUCUUCAGAUUAGUAGGGUUUUUGCCUUGGUAACUGGGGAUAUUGACCCAGAGUUAGUGUCAAAAAUAGCUGCAUUAAUUACUGGGUAUGCUUUGGAGGUUUUGGAGUGCUAUAAACGAGUGACUACUGAAGAUGCUAAGGAGGUUUCAUUGGAGCUUUUGAAUGAGGUUUUGCCCUCAGUUUUUUAUGUAAUGCAGAACUGUGAGGUGGACGCACCGUUUAGUAUUGUACAAUUUCUUUCAGGUUAUGUUGCAACUAUGAAGAGCCUUUCUCCGUUGAGAGAGAAACAAGCACAUUAUGUAGGACAGAUAUUGGAAGUCAUUCGUGCACAAAUUCGAUAUGAUCCUAUUUACCGGGAUAAUCUUGAUUCAUUUGAUAAAAUUGGAAGAGAAGAGGAAGAUAGGAUGGUUGAAUAUAGGAAGGACUUAUUUCUGUUGCUGCGAAGUGUGGGUCGAGUGGCGCCUGAUAUUACUCAAAUAUUUAUUAGAAAUUCUUUGGCUAGUGCUGUUGCAUCUUCAUCAGAAAUAAAUGUUGAAGAGGUGGAAGCUGCGCUUUCUCUUUUGUUUGCACUUGGUGAAUCAUUAAGUGAUGAAGCCAUGAGAGCUGGAAGUGGACUGUUGGGUGAAUUAGUGCCCAUGCUCCUUUCUACAAGGUUUCCUUGCCAUUCUAAUAGGUUGGUUGCCCUCGUGUAUUUGGAAACAAUGACUAGAUAUGUGAAGUUUGUUCAGGAGAAUACACAAUAUAUCCCUUUGGCUCUGGCUGCCUUUCUGGAUGAGAGAGGAAUACACCAUCCAAACAUCCAUGUGAGUCGCAGAGCCAGUUAUUUGUUCAUGAGGGUUGUAAAAUUGUUGAAAGCAAAGCUUGUGCCUUUCAUAGAGAGAGUUUUGCAGAGCCUCCAAGAUACAGUUGCUCGAUUUACAAGCAUGGAUUAUACCUAUACGUCAAAUGAAUUUUCAGGUCCUGAAGAUGGUAGCUACAUUUUUGAGGCAAUUGGUUUGUUGAUUGGCAUGGAAGAUAUACCACUGCAAAAACAAGCUGAUUACCUUUCUUCACUGCUGACUCCCCUUUGCCACCAGGUUGAGAUUUUGCUCAUGAAUGCCAAAUUGCUAAAUUCAGAAGAGUCUCAAGCUAAAAUUGUAAAUGUUCAGCAAAUAAUUGCGGCAAUUAAUGCACUCAGCAAGGGGUUCAGUGAGCGUCUUGUAACUGCUAGUCGUCCUGCAAUAGGUCUCAUGUUUAAGCAGACAUUGGAUGUUCUUCUACAAAUUCUUGUUGUGUUUCCGAAGAUAGAGCCUCUCCGGAUUAAGGUCACAUCCUUUAUACAUCGGAUGGUGGACACUUUAGGAGCAUCUGUAUUUCCUUAUCUUCCAAAGGCAUUGGAGCAGCUGCUUGCAGAAUGUGAGCUGAAGGAAAUGGUUGGUUUUCUUUUACUACUCAAUCAACUUAUUUGCAAAUUCAACACCUCGGUUCGUGACAUAAUGGAGGAAGUUUUUCCAGCCAUUGCUGGCAGGGUAUUUAACGUUAUCCCAAAGGAUGCAUUUCCUUCAGGACCUGGAACCAAUUCUGAGGAAAUCCGUGAAUUACAAGAACUUCAGAAGACAUUUUACACAUUUCUGCAUGUGAUAACGACGCACGGUCUAUCCUCAAUCUUCCUUUCACCCAAAAGUAGGGUCUACUUGGAUUCUUUGAUGCAGUUGCUGCUGUACGCAGCGUGUAGUCACAAGGAUAUCCUUGUAAGAAAGGCAUGUGUGCAGAUAUUCAUUAGAUUAAUUAAAGAUUGGUAUGACAAACCUCGUGGGGAAGAAAAGGUGUCAGGUUUUCAAAGUUUCAUAAUUGAGGCCUUUGCAACCAAUUGUUGUCUGUAUAGUGUGCUUGACAAAUCCUUUGAUUUCCAAGAUGCAAAUACUCUUGUUUUGUUUGGAGAAAUUGUACAGGCACAGAAGGUCAUGUAUGAGAAGUUUGGUGAUGAAUUUCUCCUUCAUUUUGUGUCAAAAGGCUUUCCAUCCGCACAUUGCCCUCAAGAUUUGGCACAGCAAUACUGCCAAAAGUUGCAGGGUAGUGAUUUCAAAGCAUUGAAAUCAUUCUACCAGUCACUCAUGGAAAAUCUAAGGCUUCAACAGAAUGGAAGCCUUGUUUUCAGAUAGCAGCAUCAAGAUUAAAGAAUCUUGGACGAGCAAAGGGGUGUAAACACUUAACGAGCUUCUUGUCAUGUCAAUGUUGCAGGAUUUGUCCAUGUAAAUACCAUGUUUAUCUUUUAUUUGUGGACAAUGAGUUGUAUAUUUCCGGCAACAGGAUUCUUUACUACAAAAAGUUGUUUUUUUGACAGCCACUGCUCUCUCUCUCUCUUUUUAAUUUAUUUUUUUUUAAAUAAAUUAUUUUUCUUAUUUUUGGUGGGAUUUAUGUAAUCAAAUAUUGAAUGCAGUUGUCAAGACACUUACAAGAAAAUGGCUAUGGUUUUUGUUGGCCAUAUUUUGAGUUGAAAAACAAGAGAGAAGAAAGUAAAAUACAAGUUUUGUCAUCAA